This is a messenger RNA of Vespa velutina, 5279 nucleotides long. Its product is annotated as protein artichoke. The transcript is spliced from 7 exons. Lineage: Eukaryota; Metazoa; Arthropoda; Insecta; Hymenoptera; Vespidae. Bases 2845 to 5202 code for a protein of 785 amino acids. The record is from RefSeq and is a predicted model, not a curated record. Gene Ontology annotation, molecular function: protein binding. Gene Ontology annotation, cellular component: extracellular matrix.
GAAAAAGCGAAGGAGAGAGUUCAUUGAAUUUGAUUUAGAAACAUGCCAGAGCAAUUACGAGUACGCAUUUCGGAAGACGUUCUCUGUCUCUUUCUCUCUCGCACACAAAUACACGCGAUCCCUUUUCUAGAAGAUAUAAAAGGUGACGUAAGGGAAGGGGAGGACAUACAUAGGGAGCUUGAUUUCGGGUUUUGUACGAGACUCCGCGAUGGCGUUGAAGCCAACAAAAGAUAAGCCGUUAUUUAUAACCCAACUUAAGGGGGUUGAGAGAUCACGGGGAUGGCGGUUCCAAGAAGAGAAUGAAAUUAUUUUCGAAUCUCGACUAGAGUUUCGAGUAACUCGCACACGAAUUCAACAUUUUCAUUCUUAGAAAUUAUAAAAGAAAAAAGAAAAAGACAAAAAAAAAAAAAAAGAAAAGAAAGAAAGCAAUAGAAAAAUAUUGUGUCUGACCUUCGGUUCAUUCGGCAGACCAAAAGUUAAAUCUCAGGAAAAUGUCAAUAACAACACGAAAAAAAAAAAAAAGAAAAAGAACAGGAAUAUGAAGAAACGGGAAAAAAAGCAUGAUAAAGAUCUUCAAUGCUCGUACCUCCCGUUCUUACGAGAUUCAGUGAUGCAUGCUCGAAAAAUUUAAGAAGAACCGGAGAAAAUAUCGAAAGAUUCACGUUCACUGGUAAAAAGGGGUGGGGUUGAGGUGUCCCGAGUAGAAGCUCUGGCAGUGCCGCGCGCGCUUCAGCUGGUGGGGAUAGAGGAUGAGGGCUGGAUGAGGGUAAGAGGAGUGGGAGGUCGUCGCUGCAGAGAACGUGCAUCCCCGUCAAGUUAGGUGUGGUAGUGGUGAUGGUGGUGGUGGUGGUAGUGGUGGUGGUCGUGAGCUGGCUCCUCGAACUGAUCAAUACCUGAAACACCGCGAGGUAUCGUCCCGUUAUUUCCGGUCUCCCAGCGAGACCGGAAAUGAAGGCGUUAAAAAUAUAUACCUAACUUCGUCCUAUAUAUACAUAUAUAUAUAUAUAUAUAUAUGUAUAUAUAUGUAUAUAUAUAGAAAGAGAUAUAUAGAGACCGGUAGCAAGGACCAAGAAUUUCUACUUGGCUACGACAGCGAACGAAGACAUUAUAUAUCCUUCCUUCGUUGCUAACGUGGCUGGCCUCAAUAGUCCUGUACCGAUAGAAUCAGAAAGAGUAAGAGAAUGGGAGGGAGAGAGAGAGUGAGAUAGAAAGAGAGAGAGAGAGAGAGAGAGAGAGAGAAGAUGAGAGAAUUCUAGGUCUUCUUAUUGUGUUAGAUGCAAUCCUGACGGUAUACUAGAAAAUAUAAGAAAAAAAGAAAAAAGAAAAAAAUUCUUCAAUCUCAAGAGAAAUUCAUUUAUAUACAAAAAUAUUCCUAGGGAUAACCUAAAGAAAAAAUUUUUAUGAAUUCGAUAAAAUUUCAAUUUGUUAGGACUUAUUUCUUCGUGAAAGGAAUAAAAAAUUUGAGAGGAAAGAAAUAAAAUCAUUUCAAGCUUAAUUCCCACCAAGUUUUGUCGGCAUAAACAUCAGGAAUUUGAGGGCGUGACCAAGAGUCCGGUAUAGAAGUCCGGAUUUGCGAAAUCGUUGCGAAGGGGUUGGUUUAAUAUCAACAGGUAGAGCAAGCCCGUUCUCGUCCCCACCGGAUAAGCUGAGGGUUAAGCGCCGGCGCUAGCUAAACCUCUGGCACCCUCCCUGGAGGGUGUGACCUACUCUUCCCAUUGGCCCGAGUGGACGUGUGAAAAAGAGAGAGUUCCUGUAGUCCUGCGCGGAUAAGACCUUUUUAAAUCUUUUGCCUUUCAGAGAGGGUGGAGCCUUUCUCUUGACAAUUUUUUUUUUUUUCUUCAUAUUUUCAUUAAUGAAACAACUUGUCUCAUCGUUCAAUGUUAAAUAACAGAAGGAAACGAAGAUUAGACUAAAUCUCGAUUCGAUGAGUUUUAACAUAAUUUAAAGAAAUAAAUGAAUAAAACUCAUUCCUUCUCUUUCGGGAUUUUUCUUUCAAGCAAAAAAAAAAAAAAGAAAACGUCGUUGGAAGUUUGUCCUAAUCUAUGCUACACACACGUUAUCGAUCUAAUCCUCAGAAGUAGCUAUUACCUCGGAAAAGGAAAAAAAAAAGAAAAAAAAAGAAAAAUUGGAAAAAAGAAGAGUAUCGAAGUAGAUGCUUCUGUCGGAUCGACGUAGAAACGAAGAGGUAGGAAAAAGGAGAAGAAAAGGUCGUAAUACAGCGACGGUAAAAUAGUAGAAGGGGAAAAUAUCCGCAUGGGUCAGCCAAGAGAGGCUUAUACCGAAGAACCGAGCAGCCUCAAUAUCGGCUUUCGGAAUGCUUCAGGUUUUACAAACGAACCGUUUUCUGUAUCAGCAGUGGAGAACUACCGGCAACGAAACGUAGGCACUCCGUUGAAGAAAAGGAAACGAUCGAAAGAGUUUUUAGAUUUUGUAAGUUAAGUAAAUCCUUCUCAAUUAGAUUUUUAAAGGAAAGGCGAGAAACAGGAAAAAAAGAAAAAAGGAUGAUUUUCAUAACGCCCGCUCUUUCUAUUUCUUCUUAUCAGAGGGAAUAAUCGCGCCAUUACACAUUGCCUUGGUUAUCUUACGGAGAUAUCGUAGCAACGUACCUCACUCAUUACUUAUCAAAGAUAAGUCCUCAGUAGUUUUCAGAAUUGUUCACAGAACUGUCGGGCCAGGUCGGUCAUCGAUCGGCUUCAAUUUUCACAUAACUUUCGAUAAAUCUUACGACGGAAGAAAAUGUGAUAUCUUUCGACCGAUAGAAAAUUAUAUUUCUAUGGUGAUAAAAGUUAACGAUGGUGUCGAUGAAAAUUUCAUUACUUUUGAACACGUGGCCGUAAGACGAAGAUGGAGUUCAAAAAAACGAUGAGCCUAUUUGUGAUUCAUUUCCUAGUGAUUUACCACCUACAAACUUUACCACUAGCUCACGGUUUUUGUCCCGUUAAAUGUUUGUGCUACUUCGGUCGACGCCCAAGAACUGUCAUGUGUUCGAAACAGGGCCUAACGAAAUUUCCAUCGAAUGUAACCGACAUUGUAGAACAUUUGGAUUUAUCGAAUAAUCUAUUGACAGAGAUCACGGAUGAUAUAGAACGCUUCAAAGAUCUACAAUACCUAAACUUAGCUAGAAACCAAUUACAUUCCUUACCAAACGGUAUAGGAAACUUGAACAAUUUACGUAAAUUAGAUCUCUCGGAAAAUAAUAUCAACGAUAUAAUCGAUAUAGCAUCUAUCAAUCGACUACCUUCUUUGAUGAUCAUCUUCUUAUCUAAAAAUCCUAUAACAGAAUUAAAAAACUUGAAUAAUAGUGUCCUCCAAGCGGUAGAAGCGAGUUACUGUGCGAUAAAACAGAUCGACGAUACAACGUUAAAAGGAUUGCCAGAUUUGAUGAGCCUAAGCUUAAGAGGAAAUCCAUUGAAAACGAUUCGAAGGCCAUUCAGCAAGAAGUUACGAUGGUUAGACAUGUCCCAUUGUCUUUUGAAUUAUUUAAGUCCUGAUACUUUCGGUGGUUUCUCAGUUCUAGAGGAAUUACGUCUGAAUAAUAAUCCUAUGCUCGCUUACAGUACAAGGAAUUCUACUCUGCAACACUUGAAUUUGAGACAACUGGAUGUUUCAAAUUGUAAUUUGGACAGACCAGGUCUCCAUGGUUUGCCAUCGUUAACGCAUGCGAGAUUAUCUCGAAAUGUAAUACGUCUACUUCCAAAUCGAAUUUUUGCAAGAAACAGACAACUAACUCAUCUAUUUUUAAAUUCAAAUGGUAUAGAACAUUUGAAUAUAAGUACCUUUGAAGGACUGGUGAAACUUCAUCAUCUGGAUCUAUCAGCGAACGCUCUUGAGUUAAUCAACUCUUCAAUGUUUUUUGAUAAUAUUGAACUUAAAUCUCUCAAUCUCUCUUAUAAUAACCUGUAUCAAUUUCCAAAUGUGACGUCGGCUUUGACGUCUUUAGAUUUAUCUUUCAAUUUCAUAGAAACGUUGGAAAGGAAUUCCUUGAACCGUAUGUCCAAAAUAAAAAGUUUAAACCUAAGUGAUAAUUGGUUACAACGUUUACCCAAUGGAUUACAAUCCUCGACUUUGACAAUGCUAAAUAUACGAAGAAAUAGACUCAUGGAAUUAAAUAACAGUAGUUUCGUAGAAUUACCUGCACUUGAAAGAAUCGACGUUUCAGGUAAUCGUCUAACUGAAGCGAUCGAUCCAAGUAUUUUUCAAAACAAUAUCAAAUUAAAAACCAUUCUACUUGAGGAUAAUCCAUGGCGUUGCGAUUGCAUGCAAUUAUAUUUAACUUUUCAAUAUUUGACCAAUCCACCUGCAAAAACGUUGUCUUACUCUCUGAUCUGUCAGAGUCCAGCGAACGUCUCCGAUUACUCUUGGGAGAGUGCCUGCUAUAAUGUUUGGAACGGACAGCUUGUCUACAGUAAUAACAAAAUGUGGGGUUUUUUUUUGAUAUGCGUGUUCGUCCUGAUUGUUUUAGUGGGCACAGUCACGUCCAUCAAACAUUCGAUCAAAAUGAAGAGACGAGCUAUCGUAGAAAGACGUCGUAUCGAUAGAAUGCAGGGCAUUGAAAGAUUAAGACUCUUACAACUUAGAAAUCAAGAGAGACAGGAAACUUCGGAGCAACCACCUGAGCCAAGAAUUCAUCCUUUAGAAUUGAUCGGACCUCCAAGUUAUGAGGAGGCUGUACAGAUGCCAAGACUGACGCACUCAUUGGAUACAUUAAACGAAAUUUCUGUAGAGAAUAUUAGCUUGACUAGACUGGGCUCUGUCGAUAAUCUACAAAACAAGAGAAAAAGAUCGAGAAGAUCGAGAAAGAGAAUCCAAAGCGAAGACAAUUUAUUGAGAAGAGAAGAGCGUAGAGUUGAAAGACUAAGAAGAGAAAGAAGUAACUCAGCUAGUAACGUUUCUGAAAACGAACAAGGACUACGAAUGACGAAUUCCACAAGGUCUAGGUCUUCGUCCACUCGUCGACAGAGAAGGACAAAUACUAUAGAAGAACUCGAUGAGUCUGCUGGUAGUAGUAAAAGUCGGCCGAGACCGCAAACACCAAGUACUAAAAAGAAAAAACGUAGAAUAACGAUUAGAGACGGACAUUCGACGGACGAUGAGGAUUCCGACAUCCAACAAAUCGCUAAGAACAGGUCGAUCGUCAUUAGAGAUCUACGGAGGGAGCCAAGAAGUGGAUAUAGGGAGGCCCAAACUGAAUGCGAAUCUUAAGACUCAACGAAGUUAAAUGUCUAUGAUGUUGUAAUACUUUGUAUAUUAUUUUUAUUAAAAACCCUUAAAAUUCUCGA